Anopheles moucheti is the source of this 909-nucleotide messenger RNA. RefSeq names its product V-type proton ATPase subunit G (gene Vha13). NCBI's taxonomy places the organism in Eukaryota, Metazoa, Arthropoda, Insecta, Diptera, Culicidae. Gene Ontology annotation, molecular function: proton-transporting ATPase activity, rotational mechanism. The transcript is spliced from 3 exons. Gene Ontology annotation, cellular component: vacuolar proton-transporting V-type ATPase complex. The record is from RefSeq and is a predicted model, not a curated record. Gene Ontology annotation, biological process: proton transmembrane transport. Bases 105 to 455 code for a protein of 116 amino acids.
UGUGACUUCAAGACGGUUGGAUUGCGCGCUCUCGUUUGCCUUUAGUUCGUCGGUUCGUUCAGUUCGCUUCGUGCUAGAGAGACCCCGUGCCGUGGACUUUCACGAUGGCCAGCAACACCCAGGGUAUCCAGCAGCUUCUGGCCGCGGAAAAGAAGGCCGCCGACAAGGUUGGCGAAGCGCGCAAACGCAAGGCACGUCGUCUAAAGCAGGCCAAAGAUGAGGCCACGGAGGAGAUCGAAAAGUAUCGUGCCGAACGGGAGCGCACCUUCAAGGAAUUUGAAGCGAAACACGUCGGAUCGCGCGAAGGUGUCUCGAACAAGAUCGACGCUGACACCCGUGUCCGCAUCGAUGAAAUGAACCGUGCCCUGACAACGCAGAAGGAACCGGUCAUCAUGGACGUGCUGUCAUUCGUGUACGCCAUCAAGACGGAGGUGCACAAAAACCAACGCGACUAGGAUGAUCGAGGCAACCGCCACACCUUACCCCCACACUGUCCACCCAUGGGUCGAGUUGAUUUUCGCAGACGAACAUUCCAACGAACGAUUCUUCGUGUCCCCGUUCCUUGUUACCGAGCCAAAGCAGCUGUUCCCAGCUGACGUUUGGUUCGCUAAUUAGGAACAUUCGCUGAUUUUAACACCUUUGGACUAUUUGUUUUCGCUUCUACCAACACCAAGCGCCACUUCAACCAGCAGCAAGAUAAGUUGGUUGACUGGUUGAACGGUGGGAAGCAAUUUCUAGUGUGCGUGAUGUCCACCUCCGGGACGUGCGCCACGACUUUUGUUUCGUUUCAUUUCUCCCCCUGUCAGCCGGAAACGGUUGCUACAAGCAUUAUGUUUUAAUUCACUACUGUAAGAUUAUGUAAAAAGGAAACGCUUUAGGUUAUGCUUGAAUAAAGUAAGUGUUAGGAAA